Molecule: messenger RNA, 5090 nt
Organism: Nematostella vectensis (starlet sea anemone)
Lineage: Eukaryota; Metazoa; Cnidaria; Anthozoa; Actiniaria; Edwardsiidae
Product: mannan-binding lectin serine protease 1
Exons: 10
Coding region: 1453-3261 (602 amino acids)
Biological process (GO): complement activation; proteolysis
Cellular component (GO): extracellular region
Molecular function (GO): serine-type endopeptidase activity; calcium ion binding
Source: RefSeq, a predicted model, not a curated record
CCUUGUUACCGUUUGAUUGUAAGUAAUGCGUAACAGAGUGAAAUCAUUCAAUGAGUAAGAUUAUUCAUUGAGUAGUGCGCGUAGCGUGCGUACAAACGGAAGUGACAAGACGCAUGCCGUAUGCAAGAGCAUAUUUACAUGCUAAUACAAACCAUGUUUAAUCAAAAGCUCACAAAAUUCGUCUAAGAUUUUAGUCUUGCCCCGAGUCCAUUGUCUCGCUCGUGGUUUAGUUUGAAGUAUUGUAAUUUACACUCGGAUAUAUUCUUCGCUUUUAUGACAAUCUGUACUGAUCUCCGUGUUAGGAACCUGACCAUUAGCUUAGCUUUAUAUUUUCAAUACUUGAGUGAUUCCAAAGGCUUUCUUUGCAAUUAUCUUCAGUUCUUUUUUAUUAAGUAACGGUUUAUAUUUAUAUAACCAAAAACUGAAUACACGUCAAAAUCUGCGAGAUUUUGUUCACAUAGAUCACUUCGUAAGACGUCAAUAUGGUGAAACGUGCAUUCUACUUUGGGACUGGUACAUUUCUAGUUAGAGUUUUAUACUCGAUUAGAUUGAUUAUCUUUAAAAUCUCGACAUUAGUGUUUGUUUAUAUUGUGGAUUGAAAGAUAUGUUUUCACGAAUUUCUGAAAUUGAUGUACAUCCGAACAGGCUCGAGCUCAUCCCCAAGCGAAAAAAAAAACACUGGAUCAAGUUCGAAGUCUAGACACUCUUAAAAAACACUGGAAUGUUUACCGAGGCAUUCAAAUUUUAUCUCCUUGAUCUCUUACGGUUUUAAGGGUGCGAGGAACGCUCAUUCGCUAUAGUGUAAGGCACCGGAUGUACAGAAACACAACAAAUGUUAUCCACAUCUUCCCUGCAGUAUGAGUCUUUAUCUAUUCGAGUUCGGUACCGAUUUAGAUUCACCCUAGAUAUCUGGAAUAUUUUAGGAGCAGCUAAAAAGAGAUAUUUUCCGUAACGCCCGUCUUCAGGUCGCCAAACCAACUUAGCAUAGCAUUAAAAUAUUUUUCUAACGUCCAUAAUUUGUUGUUAAUUUCAUGAACAUGAAUGUUUACAGUGUCACUCUAGAGUGUAUUGUGUAAUGGCUAGUGGUUUGUAGAGAUCAGAGAGGCUGUUUUGAUUGGCCAUGCGUAGACAACUGGCCAUCUUCCAAGUGACAAAAUAGCGGCUAGAUUCCCCGGGAAAAUGAGACUCGACUCCGAAGGGCGAUAGAAAGGUCAGCCUUUUCAGCUUUUCAGGAAGUGAUAACCCAGUGGGGAUAAUUGCCAUCGUCAAGCUUCAUGCGGUGGAAAUAUCACAGGAUACUUUGGGGUGAUCAAUACCCCAAACUUCCCCAGCACGUACCCUAAUUUCGCCCACUGCGUAUGGAACAUCAAGGUCCCCAAGGGACUACAAGUGCGCAUCAGAUUUACGGACUUUGAUGUGGAAUCCUUCUUCAAGUGCGAAUAUGACUGGGUGAUGAUGCGGGCGAAUAACAGAUCUUCCAAAAAGUACUGCGGUAAUAAAAGUAAGCACAAUCCAUACAAGCCUCGUACUUUGACGGCGCCUGGUAAUGAAGCAAGCCUGGUCUUCCACUCAGACUACAGUAACGAGGAAAAGUAUAUUGGCUUCUCCGCACACUUUGUCGCCAUAGAUCCUGAUGAAUGCGCUACUCGUAAUGGAGGCUGUGACCAUCACUGCCAUAACUAUCUUGGCGGUCACUACUGCUCCUGUAGGGCCGGCUACCGUUUACAACAGGACAAGGUUUCGUGUAACGUGAUGUGUAACAACCAACAGUUUUCAGCAAGAAGAGGAGAGAUCUCUUCACCAGAAUUUCCAAAGGUCUAUCCCAAAAAUUCAAACUGUGAUUGGACGAUAACAGUGGAGAAGGGAUAUCUAAUCAGCCUCCAUUUUCGCGAGUUUGAUAUCGAGUCCCACCCGGACGUCCCGUGUCCGUAUGACUACAUCAAAGUGUCCGCUGGGAUCGGACGAAGAUACGGUCCACUUUGCGGACAGACCCCACCUAGAAAUAUAACGUCCACCGGCAACUUCAUGCAUAUUGAGUUUGUGUCGGAUCCUUCUGGUUCGAAUAAAGGCUUCCGGGCUUACUACGAGACACACGGUAUCAGGUGCCCAGAAUUGGGAGCCCCCGAGCAUGGUCACAUGAGGAGCAGCGGGUUCUCUUUCAAAGACACGCUCCAGUUUAAGUGUGACCCAGGCUACCGUAUUCGCGGCUCGGCUGUGAGAGAAUGCCUCAACUCAGGAGGCUGGAGCGGAGUGAGGACAAGCUGUCAACCUAUUUCGUGCGGAAAUCCUGGUGAACCUUCACACGGGUCAGCGGUCUCUCGCCAAUACACCUACAAGGCCACAACUAACUACAAGUGCAAUCACAUGUUCAGUCUCCAUGGCGACCAGACACGCACAUGUCAGGCUGACGGCUCGUGGUCAGGAACCGUGCCGAAAUGCAUUCCGGUUUGUGGAAGGACGCGGUUUAACAGUACUCGCAGGCAGCAGUGCCGGCAAAGGAUUGUGGGCGGGCACGAUACCGUGAAGGGGGCGUACCCGUGGCACGUGCUCAUUAGAAAGGGUGGUCACGUGGCCUGUGGUGGCUCGCUCAUUAGCGAGAAGUGGGUGCUAACUGCGGCGCACUGCGUUACCCACAGGAACGGGAACAUCCUUCCGCGCAGUCGCUUUCAGGUUCAGCUGGGCCUAUACAGAACAACAUUACCCAACGAACCUCAAGUACAGCUGCGUAACAUUUCCGAAAUCCGAACUCAUCCACAAUUCGACCAUGUUCUCUUCGAUGCCGACCUUGCCUUGAUAAAGUUGGACGGGGAGGCGAUUAUCAGCGAGUAUGUGAGACCUAUUUGCCUGCCUGAAACUGACGACCAAGCGUCGUUGAUAUCUCCAUCCAAGUUUGGGAUGGCUGUAGGGUGGGGAAAGACGGUAGGGCGACAGGGGGACGUAUCCGUCAAAAACCUUGCAGACGCUUUAAAAGAGACAUGUAUGCCAAUCGUCAAUAGCCACGUAUGCAACCAAGCCUUUCAAGACGAGGGUUACAGUGUGACGCCAAAUAUGUUUUGCGCCGGUCAGGCAAGCGGUGGUAAAGACAUUUGUCAAGGCGAUUCCGGGGGAGGCUUUGUACUUUAUGAUUCAGCAAAACAAAAGUGGUUUCUUGGUGGAGUUGUAAGCUGGGGUAGCAGCCUUGGAUGUGGACUACCGAAUAAGUAUGGUGUUUAUGUUCGAGUGACUCAGUUCUUAGGCUGGAUUCGUACGCGAAUGAUUUGAGUUGGCAUUUCUCUACCGUCUGUAUAGAAAUAGAACAUACUAUUUAAAAGUAUCGAUGGUGUCAUCCCUACAUCUCACGAUGCACAGUUUGGCUAUCAUAUGGAAUUCGAGUUUCAAGGAUUACAGUAUAGGCCAGCGCCAGGCAAUUAGCAUCUUACACUUAUGAGAUUCCAGGAACACGCGUAUACAGCUACCAUAUGUGGAUACGAGAUUCCAGGAACACGAGUAUACAGCUACCAUAUGUGGAUAUGAGAUUCCGGGAACUUGAGUAUACAGCUACCAUAUGUGGAUACGAUAUUCCAGGAACACGACUAUACAGCUACCAUAUGUGGAUAUGAGAUUCCGGGAACUUGAGUAUCCAGCUACCAUAUGUGGAUACGAGAUUCCAGGAAUACGAGUAUAUGGCUACCAUUUGUGGAUAUGAGAUUUACUGAAUUAACUGUCAGAGACAUCCAUUGUACACAUGAACACAUUAUAUGGCAAAACCAUGCAGGGCAAUGAAUUUUUCUGGAUUUCUCCGAUAUCCCAUGAUACCCAUCCAUUAUGGGUUAUGUAUCACAUGAGAGGUAAUCUGGAAUGUACACAGUAUCUGGCAAAACCAUGCAGGGUGGUUUUAAAUAUUAAUAAAACUCGAGGUUAUAAAUUAAUGCUGCCACCAGCAUCACGGCAUUUAUCCUUGGUCCGCUUCAUUCGAAGAACUCCUAAUUUCAAGUUGAUUCUACUCUGCUUCGCCACCUCUAACAAUCUUGAGUUUUGUAGAUACCGAAGCCAGUGUAGUACAGAAAGCCUAUUAGGAGAACCUCUAUCAUUUUAAAAACUUUUGCCAGUUUUGAAUGCGACGUAGUUUACUGAAGGCGUGGUCAUUAGGAGGAGCAUAGGGUUAAAUAGGGGUGUAAAUCCGGCUAUUCUUCUGAAAACGAAACAACGCUUUUUGGUAGCUGACGGGAGAGGAGGCCGUUGAGCCUCAUGCCCCGCCAGUAUAUUUUUUUAUCAUGGCCAUACAAGUUUCUAUAUUAUUAUCAUUUUCUUGAAAGGUUGGAAAUAUCCUUGACCUUUUUCUUGGCUUUCAUUAACUUGCAUUGGAAGUCACAAAGUAUACUUUGUCCAUAGUGUAAAGAUUUUAUAUAACUUUUUCAAAAGAAAUAAGUGAAUUGUAAUUAUAAGAGUAUAUGCUAACGUUAGAGAUAGAUACCAGGAAGAUUUGAAAUCGUAGUAACUCUUCGCUUACCCCCUCUCGACAGUUUUACAUCCCCUUAGAGGCCACUAUUCUAUUACUAGCUACUUCAACGUGCAACUUCCUGAAGAACAAAUAAAAGACUCGAAACAGGUAAGUAUUGUCUCGGGGUUCCCGUGUACGAAAAAAAUCACCAAAGCACAGGAAUCACAUAACCCCCUAAGUCAUAUUAUUGUCCCUCUUUGCUAAGGUGUUGUCUUUUGAGGAGGCACAGUGAUUCGUUAGGAAGGAUAGGCAUAGGCCACAUUUACAUCAACAUCCGUAUUUUGCGAGGGGGGGGGGGGUUGAUAGGGAGUGGAGCAAUCCGCCACUCUACUAUUCCAUUGUAUUGCCAGGAGUUAGGCUGCUGUUAGAAUAAACCAAAUACUAGAAUUAGUUCGGCUGAUAAAAACAUUGUAUUCAUGAAGUAUGGUCCAUGUGUAUCUUUCCGGGAAAGCUUGUGGUAGCUUUAAAAAGCAAAACUUGUAUUUUAACGUUAUUAAAACGUAAUUAAACGAGUGUUCAGAAUCUAGGCAGGACUGUUAUUUGGACAUUUCGUUUUGUUGUAGGAAUUCCAUGACAUUGUUUAUUUGUUAUUAAAAAAUAUAUAUUUUAA